Pyrenophora tritici-repentis Pt-1C-BFP is the source of this 954-nucleotide messenger RNA. Its product is annotated as TolA, Membrane protein involved in colicin uptake. NCBI's taxonomy places the organism in Eukaryota, Fungi, Ascomycota, Dothideomycetes, Pleosporales, Pleosporaceae. The record is from RefSeq and is a predicted model, not a curated record.
AUGAGAUUCUCACUAGAAAUGACCUUUGGCCUUUUGGCACUAUCAAGCGUCGAGGCGUUCGUUGUUCCCCCUCGCUCUCUCUGGGCCUCAACCAUCGCUACCCGCGACUACCGUUCCAGUCCUGUGAGACGUGACGCAGGCUUCUCAAGUCUUGACAUACCGGUAGAGCCAGAGACUCGUCGCCGGGUAGCCCGUGCCCUCACUAUUGGAGGUCUGACACUUGGCGGAGAGGGUGGAGGCAUCAGUGGUGGCGGUCUGAAGCUCGGCGGCGGCGGUGCCAAAGGAAAUGGUACAGCGACAGCUGCUGCUGCGGCAUCCAUGACCACGGGUACUGGAAAGAAGCCCGCCAAGGCGAAGCCUGAAGCAGCAGCAGGAAACGGCGGCGCCGGCACUGAGAACCAACCCGGACGCGCGGAGGGCGAGGCAGCCAAAGCAAAGGCUGAGAAAGAAGCCGCAGCGGCAAAGGAAGAGGCGGCCAAAGCAGAGGCGGCGGCAGCAAAGGAAGAGGCAGCAGCAGCAAAGGGUGAAGCAGCAAUGGGCGAGGCAGCAAAGGGCGAGGCAGCAAAGGGUGAGGCAGCAAAGGGUGAGGCAGCGGCAGCAGAGGGUGAGGCAGCAAAGGGUGAAGCAGCAAAGGGUGAGGCAGCAAAGGGUGAAGCAGCAAAGGGUGAGGCAGCGGCAGCAGAGGGUGAGGCAGCAGCAGCAAAGGGCGAGGCAGCAAAGGGCGAGGCAGCAAAGGCUGAGGCAGCAACAGGCGAGGCCGCAAAGGCUGAGGCAGAAAAGUCAAACGGUGUCAAGGCUACUGAGGAGUCUGAGAAGUUUUCCGAAGAGUCUGGAAUCACCCUCGACAAAGCUGGUCAGGCGGCAAACCUAGGAGGCAACUUGGGUAUCACCAAGGGCUCCGAUGGUAGUUCGUCAGUCGGUGGAAGCAACGGCAUCAACGUGGCUGUAAGGUGA